AUGCAAGACGUGGAAAAUUACGUCAAAAGUCGUCUCCGAUUCAACAACACUGCUCUCGUCGAGGAUCUACAACCACAACUCCUAGAAAAGGCUGCGGGCGUAUUCCUCUGGCUGAUCUUAGUCGUUGAUAUCCUCAAUACCGAAUACUCGCAAGGUGGACUGGCCUUGAAGAAAAGGCUUGUGGAGUUACCGAGCAAUCUAGGCGCCUUAUUCAAAGAUAUCCUCACGCGCGAUAGCAAGAACAUGGAGCAUCUGCUCUUAUGCGUCAUCUGGAUCCUUUGCGCCAAGCGACCUUUACGACCCAAGGAAUUCUACCACGCACUCUGGUCUGGUCUAUCUCAGAACGACCUCGUUGACCCCGAUCCUCCAACCGUCACAAGUCCGGAAGAUGAAGACAGCGCCAUAAGAUGCGUAAUCGGUUUCUCCAAGGGACUGGCAGAAAUCACCAAAUCUACGCAGCCAACGGUCCAAUUCAUACACGAGUCUGUCAGAGACUAUCUUCUCAAAGCCGGGGGACUUGCGGAACUGUGUCCUGAUCUAGGCUUUGACUGGGAGCUCUCAAGCCAUGAAAAACUAAAAUUUCCCCUCGAAGACUGGAUUCGCAUCUACAACCGCUUUGAGAAGUACAAGAUCCGACAAUAUACGCAUCAAGCAAGCUUAUACUACGUUUGCUCAGGGAUGGACUGCUCAAGGCUCAUUCCCAUGAUACAUGGCGAAGAUUGGCGACGCCGUUCUGAGGACCGGUACAACUAUCCGCUCUUUGCUGCCUUGGCUCAAGGCAAUAGCAAAUCAGUCGCCGCUCUCUUGGGAAUACCCUCCGUCAUCUACAAUGGAACGGACAUCAUGGAAGGGUUGACGCGCACAAGAGACUUUUCAGACUUCAAGAAGCGAACACCAUUAUCUUGGGCAGCUCAAAAUGGUCGGCCCGGGAUGGUAAUGCUUCUUCUCCGAGCUGAGUAUGAUGUGGAUGAACUUGACUAUGGAGAACUUACCCCACUGCACCGGGCUGCUGAGAAAGGCCACGAGUCGAUUGCAAAGCUUCUGAUAGAGAAUGGGGCAGAUGUCGACUCCGAGGGCAAACGUAUGCGUACGCCCCUUUUGCUUGCUAUUACGCAUGGUCGGGAAGCGACGGUGAGGAUUCUCCUCGAGAACAAUGCAAAUGCCAACGGCAGUAGCGACAAAGAUUACUCUAGCCCGUUAUACGAAGCUUCAUUGUCAGGAUACAAGGUUGACCCGCCAGAAGCAAUUGUCAAGCUUCUCGUCGAAAAUGGUGCAAAUAUUAAAUACAGACACUAUGAUGGCGGCACAGCAUUACACGCAGCUUCUGAAGAAGGCGAUGAGAGAAUUACCAAAUUUUUUAUCGAGAAUGGCGCAGAUGUCAACGCUGUAGAUAAAGAUCAAGAAACAGCACUACAUCGCAUUUGCUGCGCGAAUGGGAUUUCUCUAGCUAGCCCGCGUAGGCUCACCAUCCUCGAGACGCCUGGUGGCCCUGACGCAAGGCUCCAGAAAAUCGACGAAAUCAUCAACAGACUUCUCAAUGGAGUUGAACCAAAUGUCCCCAGCGGCAUCCACCGAGGCGACAUAGGAUCCAAAUUAGCUUCGUCAUUCAGCUAUGAAGAGAUCGUUCGACUUCUCGUCGAGAACAAGUUAUAUGCUGAGGCGGUAAAUGACGAACGGGCUGUACAUUUUUCGAAGAAGCGAGAUCAUGAUUACCAUGCUACUGCCAAAGUUCUUAUUGACAACGGAGCAGCUCUCAAUGUACUGAGCACCACUGGCGAUACACCGUUGAACCUUGCCGUGACUACUCACGAUAGGCAAAUUCUCCAGCUGUUCCUCGAGAGUGGAGCAGAUGUUGACCUGAUGGGAGGCCGAGGCAUGCCCACGCCGUUGAUUAGCGCUAUAUGUAUCCUGCGAGAAGACAUGGCUGUGGAUCUGAUCAAGCACGGGGCAAACGUGAACUUUUCAGAUCACACUAGCAUGACGCCACUUUCUGCAGCAAGGCAGGCUGGAUGCAGUGCUUGGUUGAUCAGGCUUCUCGAAAGGCUAAGCGAUAUCUGA
This is a messenger RNA of Colletotrichum fioriniae, 2058 nucleotides long. The record is from RefSeq and is a predicted model, not a curated record. Lineage: Eukaryota; Fungi; Ascomycota; Sordariomycetes; Glomerellales; Glomerellaceae.